AUGCCUCGUGGCGAGGAGAAGGAUCGUAAAGCGCGUGCUCCACUACGUCGUCAACCAAAUGCUGCGCUAUUCGGUAAAGACCUACGAUCGAUGAUGUAUGCCUUUGGUGAUGAAGCGCCACAAGCAGACAGUGUCCAAGUGAUGGAAGACAUCCUUGUAGAUUACAUCUCAGAGCUCUGUAGUGAAGCUGGUCGUGUUGCUGGACAACGACAGAAAGUCAAGGUGGAUGACUUCAAAUUUGCACUACGUCGCGAUACAAAGAAGCUUGGACGUGUCGAGGAACUGCUUACGAUGCAGAAAGAGAUCCAACAAGCUCGCAAGUUGUUUGAUGAGCAAGAAGGGUGA
This is a messenger RNA of Protomyces lactucae-debilis, 345 nucleotides long. RefSeq names its product transcription initiation factor IID, 18kD subunit-domain-containing protein. The record is from RefSeq and is a predicted model, not a curated record. Gene Ontology annotation, molecular function: protein heterodimerization activity. The transcript has a single exon. Lineage: Eukaryota; Fungi; Ascomycota; Taphrinomycetes; Taphrinales; Protomycetaceae. Gene Ontology annotation, cellular component: transcription factor TFIID complex. Gene Ontology annotation, biological process: RNA polymerase II preinitiation complex assembly; transcription by RNA polymerase II. Bases 1 to 345 code for a protein of 114 amino acids.